AUGCUGCGCCGAGGAGCGGGCGCCCUGGGCUCCCUGCUCCCCGCGACCGCAGCGCGCUGCCUCCGCCGCCCGCUGCCCGCGGCGAGGACCGACGAGAAUUGGGGACUCGUGGAAGGGGGGAGACUCUUUAAAGUGCGUCAGAGGGAGGCGAGCGCCUGGGAACCCGGAGGCCUGGAUCCCGGCCCAGAGUGGAACGGAGUCGGCGCCGCUGCCCCGGCUGUGCCUCCAGCCGCCCGCUCGGCCGCGGACCUCUCGGUGCCUUCGCCCGUCGCUCCGGGCCAGCUCCCUCGCUCCCUCGGCGCCCGCUGCGGCUUCUCUCCUCCUCUUUCGCCUCCUCCGCUCCCCUCUUCUCCUCCUCUUCCUCGUUCUUCUCCUCCUCCUCUUCCUCCUCCUCUUUCCCCACCUCCUCCCCCUCAGCCACCGCCUCCUACUGCACUAACACCACUCCCUCCGGGGCACCCAGGUCCCUGCAGAGUCUUCGGCCCGCGCAGCCUUUGCUGCGGACCCCUAGAUCCUAAGCCUGCGGGGCGGGAGCUGCUAGGACUGAAGCACCGACGGAUGCGCAGAUUUCUUCACGCCCCGAGCUCCGCUGCGGCUGUCCUCUGCCGCCCGGCGUCCGGGUCACUGAGACGGUUUCGGGAGUCCGGCGAGGGUUGAUCAGAAUUUGAAUCACUGAGAGAGCCAACAGGGAGGCCAUAAAACGACCCCAAGGAGAUCCUAGAGCUAAACUGCUCCACACUCUUGCUCAGUUGUCUCAGAUUGACUGCACUC
This is a messenger RNA of Peromyscus eremicus (cactus mouse), 771 nucleotides long. RefSeq lists its product as uncharacterized. NCBI's taxonomy places the organism in Eukaryota, Metazoa, Chordata, Mammalia, Rodentia, Cricetidae. The record is from RefSeq and is a predicted model, not a curated record. The transcript is spliced from 4 exons. The coding region runs from base 1 to 657 and encodes 218 amino acids.